AUUAUAAAGAACUCAAGAGUUUUACAGAAAAAGUUAUAGAAUUAGUUAGAGAACCUUAUAUCAAAUUCAUUGAUAUUAGCCUUUUCAAAUUAUGUUUUAGUCUUCGACUUCUUGGACCAGCAAAAGAAGGAUGUAUAAAAAGAUCUGCUAUCUCUUCUGCAAAUAAAGGAUUUAAAAAUUUAGAUAAUUACCUAGUUCAGCCUAAAGAAAAUUAUUCUGCUGUAAAACAUCUAUGCCUACUCAUAAAAUUAUCUGAAAAUAAUAUUAAUGUUAAGGAAAUAGAGAAUGUCUCAGAAGCUUAUUCAGAUUUCAUAAGUGAAAAAUCUACUACAACUCUAAUUCGCUCACUUGUUUCAUACUGUAAAACUCUUAGUAAUGAAACUAAAAGUAAAAUCGAAGUAUUACAGAAAUCUAGACUUUAUAUAUGCUAUUAUCAGAAAAAUAAAGAUAAUUUAGCUAUAUAUGAUUGGAAUGUUAUUAUUGUUCAGGUCAAAAGUACACAUCAUCUUAAUUUUUAUGGAGGUCAUUCUCAUGUAGUUAUUUUAGAUAAAAUAAAUAGUAUUAUAUGUCAAAUAGCAAAUAAAGGAUCAAAAGCUAUAUAUAAAGGUCUUAAGUUGCUUCAAGAAGUUUAUACAAGUACUGUGGAAGCUGGUAUUUUUUUUAAAAUUUCUAAUCAUUUUGAUUCAGUUAUAGGAAUAAGCAAUAUUAAUACAGGAAUACAUGCUGAAGCUUUUGCACAAAUAUUUUAUCAAAUUCUUUGCAGUCUCAUUGCUAGUACUGGUGCAACACUCGAGUUAAUUUCAGCAGAAGAUACUAAAAAAGUUAAGAGGAAUGUAAUUUCUUAUACUAUUAAGAAUACUGAGAAAAAAAUUAAAGAUGAGAAUGCAGAAUUAAUAGCAAAUGCAUCUGAUAUUACUCCUGAUAAAGCUGAAAUUCUUAAGCAAAAUCCUAUAUGCUCUUUCACUGAUAAUAUUGCUCUACAACAUUAUUAUUUAUAG
Scutellospora calospora is the source of this 998-nucleotide messenger RNA. Lineage: Eukaryota; Fungi; Glomeromycota; Glomeromycetes; Diversisporales; Gigasporaceae. The record is from the annotation of a GenBank genome assembly.